Molecule: messenger RNA, 1235 nt
Organism: Tarenaya hassleriana
Lineage: Eukaryota; Viridiplantae; Streptophyta; Magnoliopsida; Brassicales; Cleomaceae
Exons: 2
Coding region: 187-1008 (273 amino acids)
Source: RefSeq, a predicted model, not a curated record
GAGAGAGAGAGAGAGGGUGUGUGGUGUGUUUGAAACCACUAAAAAACGAACAGCUAAUUUGCUUCCACCAAAGCCUCUACUGUUCUUUGUUCUUCUCCAGACAUUCUCUGGUUCAGAAUCUUCGCCAAGAAAAAACAGAGAGAGCGAGGGAUAGCAAAAGCUUCAAAUCCAAUACAGGAAUUGGCUAUGGCGUUUCUUCUGCCAAAUCUAUCUCCUUCUCUGCUUCUCCAAACCGGAAAGUCCCCCAAGGAAAAGCCCAUUUUCAGUGUUUAUCCAUCGUCUUCGUCUUCUUCUACUUGCCCCGAAAUCGAUGAAGAUAGCUUCUCUCUACUCUCUCUCUCUAGCGUUCAGGCUCCUCCUCUUCAAGAUGCGCAGGUUAGCACGAAGCCCAGUGCGCAGGAUAAGUACCGGCACGGCAGAGAUGAUGAGUUCUACGUCAACCUCGGAAUGGCUGUACGGACGCUCCGUGAGGAUUUGCCUCUGCUCUUCACCAAGGAUCUCAAUUACGACAUCUACAGGGAUGAUAUAACGUUUGCGGAUCCCCUGAACACAUUCACCGGGAUCGAGAACUACAAAUUAAUAUUCUGGGCACUCAGAUUUCACGGGAAGAUACUGUUCAGAGAGAUCUCCCUCGAGAUAUUCAGGGUAUGGCAACCAUCAGAGAAUAUGAUUCUCAUAAGGUGGAACCUGAAAGGAAUCCCCAGAGUUCCGUGGGAGGCCAAAGGGGAGUUUCAGGGCACUUCUCGUUAUAAACUCGACCGAAAGGGCAGAAUUUACGAGCACAAAGUCGAUACCUUGGCCUUCAACUUCCCCCGACGGCUCAAACCGGCAUUUUCUGUCCUAGAUUUGGUGGCUGCUUCCCCUGCAAGUCCCAAUCCGACAUUCUUAUUCGCCCCGGCUGAUGCAUACUCGUCUUCUUGGGUUGAGUUCUAUCAGGCAGUGAGACAGACACUGGACCAGCAGCAAGGUAGGAUGCUAGUGCAUGACAGUUUAGUCACGUGCUCAUAGCAGAACUGGGUUACUACUACACCGUCCAAAACUUUUCAGGUGUGUGUAUAUAUAUAUAUAUGUAUACAUGUAGUGGUGUUUUGUUGAAGGUGAUAUACUUGCAGUUGCACACAUACACAGGCGAUCCUGAGUCUGAAUCGAUGUGGUCGAUUUAGGGUAUAUGAAUCAUAUGUAUACAGGAUCUUUUACAGUUGUUUUGGUACAUAGAAGUUGCGUCCUUACGAUCA